Messenger RNA from Schistocerca serialis cubense, 524 nucleotides. RefSeq lists its product as uncharacterized. The record is from RefSeq and is a predicted model, not a curated record. Lineage: Eukaryota; Metazoa; Arthropoda; Insecta; Orthoptera; Acrididae. The transcript is spliced from 2 exons. Bases 1 to 399 code for a protein of 132 amino acids.
AUGUCACACGCACACCACACCUGGGAUCCACAUGUUACACGUAUGUACAAUACGUAUUAUCCCCCACAUUGCAGCGAGUACUUCUACCUGUACCGCGUGUCGUACCUGUGGGUUGUCGUGCUGGGAUUCCUGCUGACACUCGUCGUGGGCGCCGUCGCGUCGUGGGUGGCGGGCGUCACCUGCAAGGGGGACCGCAGCGUGCCGCCGCCAGACCCCGACCUCUUCGUGCCGCCAGUCCGGAGGGCGCUGCUCGCGAGGAGAGGGCGCAGGGGCUCCAACUCGCUGCAGCUGACACGUGUGGCCGGUGACCUGUCCAAUGGUGUGGGACCAGCUGCAGACACCAAGAGCCAGGAGGAGCCGCUCAAUGGCAUAGGUGGCCACCACGUCACCCCAAUGUGAUGUCGACAGAGUACAGUGGGGACUGCUGUGAGCUGAAAGGUGAAUCCACAUGGCAUGUGACCAUGAAUUUUUGUUCCCUGUACUUGAGUGAUCAUCAUAAUUUGACCUAAGAUAAACAACAGACC